Molecule: messenger RNA, 2268 nt
Organism: Aspergillus clavatus NRRL 1
Lineage: Eukaryota; Fungi; Ascomycota; Eurotiomycetes; Eurotiales; Aspergillaceae
Product: transcription factor TFIIIB subunit BRF1
Exons: 3
Coding region: 1-2268 (755 amino acids)
Biological process (GO): transcription by RNA polymerase III; transcription preinitiation complex assembly; DNA-templated transcription initiation
Cellular component (GO): transcription factor TFIIIB complex; transcription preinitiation complex; nucleus
Molecular function (GO): RNA polymerase III general transcription initiation factor activity; RNA polymerase III type 3 promoter sequence-specific DNA binding; TBP-class protein binding
Source: RefSeq, a predicted model, not a curated record
AUGUCUGCUUCAAGACCUCCCAUGCGUCCCCCCAUCCCGUCAAGGGCUGGUCCCAGAGCUCCUCCAGUAGGCCGUUUGGCCAGUCUUAGGGCUCCUACCCCAACUCCCAUCAAACGGCCUCAAUCAAUCGCGCGUCCCCAAGCUGCCAGGCCAACUACUCAUCCGAAGACCACCACUUGCCCUAACCCCGGCUGUCCUGCUCCUCAUAUCGUUGAGGAUGACGGUCAUAAGGUUUGUUCUGGGUGUGGUACUGUUAUUAGUGAAGCAAACAUUGUUUCUGAAGUCACCUUCGGUGAAACAUCUUCGGGUGCAGCGGUCGUUCAAGGAGCAUUCGUUGGUGAGGAUCAAACCCACGUCCGCAGCUAUGGACCAGGUUUCCAGCGAGGGGGUGCUAUGGAGAGUCGAGAAAUCACCGAGCAAAACGGAAAUCGGUACAUCAAUCAACUGAGCCGUGCUCUGAAUAUCCCGGAAAGUGCCAUGAAGGCUGCGGGUCAAGUCUUCAAGCUUGCAGUGGGGUUGAACUUCAUUCAAGGUCGCCGAACCAAGACGGUGGCCGCAGUAUGUCUGUACAUUGCCUGUCGACGACAGGACGGAAAUACCGUCAUGCUAAUCGAUUUUGCUGACGUACUUAUGGUCAAUGUGUUCAAACUCGGUCGAACCUACAAAGCACUGCUGGAUGAACUGCGCUUGGGUGGCAAUGUCUUCUUGAUGAAUCCCAUUGACCCGGAAAGCUUGAUCUAUCGAUUCGCCAAACAACUCGAGUUCGGUACCGCGACAAUGCAAGUUGCUAGUGAGGCCGUGCGUAUCGUGCAGCGGAUGAACCGUGACUGGAUGACAACUGGUCGACGCCCCGCUGGUAUCUGUGGUGCAGCCUUGAUCCUUGCUGCCCGGAUGAACAAUUUCCGUCGAACUGUUCGCGAGGUAGUCUACGUCGUUAAGGUUACCGAGAUCACCAUCAAUCAACGUUUGAACGAAUUCAGCUCGACUGAAAGUGCCGAGCUUACCGUCGACCAAUUUCGAUCUGUGCAAUUGGAGAAUUCGCAUGAUCCACCUUCCUUCACGCGAGCCAGGGAAGGAAGAAAACCGUCUCGAAGCCUUAAAAGAAAGGCUCCGGAGACCGCAGCGGAGAUUGAGGAAGACAUGUCGGAUGUAGACAAUGCGGAGCCAAGGCGUGUUGAUGCCGACGGCUUCGCUAUCCCGAGCCUUCCUAUUGACCCGGCUUUGAUAGCAGCGGAUGGCGGCCGGCGACGAUCGUCCAUUGCGUCCACAGUCAAUGAGGUUGCAUCCGAGGCUAUUGAAGAAGAUUUGGCCAAGUCUAAACCCGGGCGGCCGACCAAACGACAGAAAUUGCCUUCACCAACCCCGGAUCAGGUCGCGUCUGAGGAGGCACUUGAAGUUGAGAUGACCACUCUCCUCAAGGAAGGCUCCACUCUGAUAGAGAGUGCGGGCUCCACUCAGGAAUCACGAAGGCAAAUCCCGGACAGCGUAGAAAUCCAUGCUUCCGAAUUUGAAUCUGACCCGGAGGUUGCUGACUGCCUCUUGUCUCCUGCCGAGGUCGAAAUCAAAGAACGAAUCUGGGUGCACGAGAACAAAGAAUACUUGCGGAUUCAGCAGGCCAAGGCUCUGAAGCGGGCCUUGGCGGAGGCUGAAUCGCAGCCCGGGAUGCGCAAGCCCCGUAAGCGCCGCAAGGGCAGGUUGGGCGAUGUCACCUAUCUUGAAGGAGACGGAGAGGACGCCGAUGGGAGAAGCACUCGGGCCUCCACUCCGGCAGAAGCGACCCGUCGCAUGUUAGAACGAAGAGGGUUCAGCAAGAAGAUCAACUAUCGCCUUUUAGAGUCAUUAUUCGGUGAUGAAGGAGCCGACGAUGCCACCAAGGCUAAGGCAGAGACUAUGAGCAGAAGCCGCAGUCGUAGCCAAAGUGUUAUUUCGCGACGUAGUGCCAGUGUGGAACCACGCGCGAUGCCUCUGUCUACAGCUAAACCUGUUGGUUCCCCCGCGCCUCCUGCAGGGCCCACGCAACCUCCUGGAGAGAAACCCCUCCUUCAGCUAGGGAUUCAGGCUGACAAGGCUGACCGUGCACAUGCCAAUGAAGAGGUGCUCGGACCAGCGCCCGGAGCCGAUGGCAAGCCUGCGGACGCGGCCGAGGAAGAUGAUUAUGAUGAUGAUGAAGAGGAUGACGAUGACGAUGAUCCCGACGGUGUUGACGCGGCAUUUGCGGGUCAAUACGGUGACUACUACGACGAGGGAAGUGAUUACGAUAGUGAUUAG